Messenger RNA from Toxotes jaculatrix (banded archerfish), 2825 nucleotides. RefSeq names its product matrix remodeling-associated protein 8-like. Lineage: Eukaryota; Metazoa; Chordata; Actinopteri; Toxotidae. The coding region runs from base 178 to 1485 and encodes 435 amino acids. The record is from RefSeq and is a predicted model, not a curated record. Gene Ontology annotation, cellular component: membrane; cell surface. The transcript has 12 exons. Gene Ontology annotation, biological process: establishment of glial blood-brain barrier; cell adhesion.
CUCAGUUCGGUCCUGUUUUGGUCCUGUGUUGAUGUCCUUUCUUCAGACUCUGAAAUCAGAACAAAAACGAGUCCCGCUGCUGCUGCGGAUGGAUAAACAACACGUACUCCUUUGCACUCAGGGCCGUCUGCCAGGUGAACAACCUUGACAAGUCUCCGUGAUAUUGAAGUUGUCAGCAUGAAGUGCGAGAAGGAGGACAUCAUUUUUCAGGCGCUCCUCUUGAUCCACAUCCCCGUGGCCUGCCUCUUUACCGCAGUGUCAGGUCAGUCGGACAGCAGCAGCAGUGUGGUGGUGGCAGGUUACAAUGUGAGUGCCCCGGCUGGGUCGAGGGUGGUGCUGCAGUGUGUGAGCGGCCGCAUGGUGUGGACCCGGGACAGGGUGAGGGACAGACAGAGGGUGGUCCACUGGGACCUGUACCGGGCCUAUCCGGACUACGCCAUGGAGAGGGUGGUGGACAUGUUCUCUGCAGGAGACCAGAGGAUCUACAACUCCUACAAUCUGGGCAGGGUCGGGAUCACCCCAACGGCUUUCAGGGAUGGAAACUUCUCCCUGGUCAUCAAAGAUGUGACAAUGAAUGACAGAGGUCUGUACUCGUGUAACCUCCACCAUCUCUACUGCCACCUGUAUGAGACGAUCAGAGUACAGCUCAACGUCACUAAAUCACGCCGUAAAGAACAGCGCUACUGGGAUGGACAGAAGGCAGUGUAUGUGGUGCUGCUUGGGAGCACCGUGGUGCUGCCGUGCAUCAACCGUCGUAACGUGUGGACCGACUGGAGCAACGAGGAAGAGGACCAGCAGGUGGUCCACUGGGACCGUCAGUCCCCAGGAGUACGCCAUGACCUUGCUGACCGACUAGUGGACCUUUACGCCUCUGGGGAGCAGCGUAGCUACGGGCCACUGUUCCUCCAGAGGAAGAUGAACAUCAGCAAUCAAGCCUUCUCCGAAGGAGACUUCUCACUUACCAUAUCUGAUCUGCAGCGCACAGAUGAGGGGAUGUAUUCCUGUCACCUCCACCAUCAUUACUGUGGUCUACAUGAGAGAAGAGAGUUCCAGGUCACAGUGGAGCCACCAGUGAUUCAGACCACCCAGCCGGCCAAAGUACUGCCCUCCGAGGACAAAGACACCGCUAAGGCUGAAUCACCGCGAGUCAUCAAUGUUAUUCUGCCUGACCAGAGACACCACUUUCUCCUGCCACUGGGCUAUGUCCUCACAUCCUUCCUGCUCCUGGCAUUCAUCAUCCUCAUCAUCAUCCUCAUCACACGCAGACGGAGAAUCAAAGAGUUUUAUCCUCAGUCAUCCAUGAGGUCCAGCAGAAGUCAGAGCAGCUCAGAUGAGCUUGAGAUGGACGUCACUGAAGUCAAUAUGCGCAGCGAGGAGGAGAGAAGAUUUGACUACAAGAACAACCUGCUGAAAGAGAAGGUCCACAUGAACACACAGCCUAAAGUCAUUGAUCUUGACAGAGAGAUGCAGAAAUUUUCUAAGUGAGAAAAUGACAGAAAAAGUAAAAACUGAAGUCACUGGCUGGUCCAGAGGCUGCGCUCCAAACAAAACACACUGCCUUCUGUCCUGGCAGGAGAGACGCCACACAGAGAAAAUCAGUGUCGCCAAAAUGCUUUGUUGUGAAAUGCAGAAAAACACUAAUGUGUCUCUGUCAGUGUUAAAGACAUGCAUACAAAAAAAAAAGAUUUGGUUUUCUUUUAUUGUACUUAAAACUUCAAACUAACAAAGAGAAGACUGGACUGGGACCACUGUGCACGGCACCAUAGCACCACCCGGUGGGGAGUUUUAGCCGACUCUCCGUUAAAGGACGGAGAAACGUGUACAUAAGUUGAAUGAAGUUGACUCAGUUGUGAUUAAGUGAAUAUGAAUUAUCAUUUAUUAGAGCUUCGAUCAUUAUGCUUACUGAUGUGUUACUUUUCACCUUGUUCUCUGUUUACUCACAUAUUCCAUCUUGGCUUAACUGACUGAAGCACCACUGACGUGUUAACAUCAGUGUGUACUGCUUCCUCUAGGCUUUGAUUAACUGUAUCCUAACCGACCGAUGAAGCAGUGUAUAUAAAAACGUUUUAUUGUAAUGUUCAGACUGUAUUUUUUGGUGGAAUUUUCUUUUUUUUAACUUGUAUUGAGCAUUUGAUGCUGAUUUUUAAAUGAAGUGACUUACUUGUUAAGAGGAGAUACCUAGCCUCGCUGUAUUGAAAGGCGUUUUUGAAUAUCACACAGUAAAUGUAAUUACUUGUGAACUGAAUGUGGACAGGAGAAAUGUUUAUAUGCAAUAUGUUCAUAAGGUAAUAGGCUUGUAGCCCCCCCCCCCACACCCCAGUGUGGGAACCGCUGCAGUAACUGUGUAUGAUAAAAUAUUACAGGAUCCAUUUAGGGAUUUUUUUUUUUCACUUGCAGGAUUAAGUGUGAACUUCAGUACAAACUCCCAGGAAAAAACACUUCACAGCAUCUGUUGUGGCUUCUGCUUUUUUCAUUUAACUACUCUGCAGUUUGUCAGCACUUUUUUCACACUUUGUGUGAAGGGAGCUACCUACGUGGUACUGUGCUGCUAAUGCAAUAAAAUUUUAACAUUAAAAAAAAUCUUGAAAUCCCCCCUCCACACAAAAAUGUGUGUGUUUUUCAGUGUUACUUCACUGCAAUGAUGUAUGUUCAAGGUCUGGGAAUCAGAAGAAGACUUUUCAGUUUUCAAAUUCAUCUGCUGAAAGUGGGAAGUUUCUCCGAGCUUUUCUAAUGUUUUGUGUUGAUCUGCUGCGAGCAGUGAUGGGUAUAAAUCUGAACCACUGAAUCCGUUAGUGUUUUCAUCAGUAAAUGAUAGCGGGUAAAAC